AUGAACGCCAUAGGAAACUCUCCCGCCUAUGCAGUGCGGCAGUGGCGCUUCAGUGCCGAGCAGGGCAAAUGGAUCAUGCUCACCGCCCAGCAAGUGGAGAGGGAGGCGGGCAAUGUAAACAAGUCUACGCUGCGGAUGGUCACCUACAACGUUUGGUUCGGCGAACACGCCCGCACCAUCAGGAUCCGGGCCAUCCUGAGCAUGCUACCGGAACUUGAUGCCGACGUCGUCUGCAUUCAGGAAGCGACCGACGAGUGGAUCGCAGAGAUGACGAACAACCCCUACGUUCAGAAGCACUACACGGUGUCCGACGUCGACGGGCGCACCCUCCGCGGGUACGGCGUGGUGAUGCUCUCGCGGCUGCCCAUGACCAAGCUCGCCAUGUGGUGGCUCCCCUCCAACAUGGGCCGCUCUGCCCUCAUCGCCACCUCCACCAUCAACAACGAAACAGUGAGCAUCGGAACCGUCCAUCUGGAGAGCUUGGACCAGGCGCCGUAUCGCGAGAAACAGCUGGAGAUCAUCGCCGGUGCUCUGAAAUCGUCGACGCACGCCGGACUGAUGGGCGAUUUCAACUUUGACUCCGAGCGCAACCACAACCCCGAGUUGCAUCGCAAUUCGCGUCUGAUGAGAAAAACGGAACACGAACCGUGCAGCACGCAUCCGCUGGAGAACGAGGCACUGGCGCGUCUUUACCCCGAGUAUGUGGACGUGUGGGCCGAGCUCCACCCCGACCUCCGCGGCCUGACCUUCGACACCGGCGUCAACCGCAUGAUCAGUGGGAACGAGCAGAUGAGGUAUGAUCGGGUGAUGUGGAAGUCGGGGAGGGGAAGUGGCGCCCCAGGUCCAUCCAAAUGCUCGGAACCCAGCCGCUACGAGGCCUUCAGAUCAGAGCUGACCGCCAGGUGGCGUGUUUUCCUCACACAGACCGUGUGGCCAUCGGACCACUUUGGCCUGUUCACCGAGCUCGAGUACCACCGUCCCUCAGAGUGA
Messenger RNA from Acanthamoeba castellanii str. Neff, 990 nucleotides. RefSeq names its product Endonuclease/Exonuclease/phosphatase family protein. NCBI's taxonomy places the organism in Eukaryota, Discosea, Longamoebia, Acanthamoebidae. The transcript has 9 exons. The record is from RefSeq and is a predicted model, not a curated record. Gene Ontology annotation, cellular component: cytoplasm; PML body. Bases 1 to 990 code for a protein of 329 amino acids. Gene Ontology annotation, molecular function: 5'-tyrosyl-DNA phosphodiesterase activity; single-stranded DNA binding. Gene Ontology annotation, biological process: double-strand break repair.